AUGGCCCCCAAACGCGCCGCCGAGGGCGCAGCAGCGGCGUCUUCCAAGGAUGCCCAGCAGGCAAAGAAGCGCAAGGGUUUCCGCGUUGGCCCCGAUAACCUCCCCGAGGGACCAUGGCGCAGAAAGGUCGAAAAGAAAAAACUGGAGCUCAUUCACAAGGCUAAGGUCAAGAAGGCUUACGCCAAGAUCAAGGAGAGGGAGCUCGCCUCGCAGGCUUCAUCCAAAGCCCGGCAGCCUGCUGCUGCUGCUGCUGCUGCUGCUGCCGUCGCCGCUGGCCCGUCCACAAAGGAGGCCUCAAAGGGUGCCUCAAGUGACGACGAACUCGACGACGUCGAGGAACCCCAGACCACUCAGGAGACAUCUGACUCAGCAAUUACAAGAACAGCAAUAUCAACAGAAGCAGAAGCAGCGGCGGCGGCACCGGCACCAGCAACGUCGGGUCUGUCAUCACCGACAGAAGCGACACCGGCGCAGCCGCUCGAGGGGGAAAUCCACCCCUCCCGCGCCGAGAUGAUUACCAACGACGGCGAGCUCCCGAACCCGAACACCGUGGCCGUGAAGCGCAAACGUGGCGCAGCGACGGCCACCGGCUCCAACGCCGAACUCCCCGGCACGCGCACCGCGUCUGCACCUGCCGCCUCGAACGGCACUGAAGACGCCGCCGAUGCCGCGGACCGCUACGAGCCCCGUAAGCCUCGCCGCCCCCGGAAGCCGGGCUACUACGAGAAGCAGCUCGCCCACGCCGAGCAGAAGCGCGCCGAGGCGGAGGCCCGCCGCGCCGAGAUCCAGCGCCGCCACGAGGAGCGUGAACGUAAGACGGCCGACCGAGAGCGGUACCGCCGCGCCAUGGCCAAGGCCCGAAAGGGCGGCCAGGACGGCCAGCGCCGCCUCGGCAGGGAGAGCGCGCUGCUGCUCGAGAAGGUGAAGCGCAUCGUGGGCGACUCCAAGUGA
Colletotrichum graminicola M1.001 is the source of this 951-nucleotide messenger RNA. RefSeq lists its product as uncharacterized. Lineage: Eukaryota; Fungi; Ascomycota; Sordariomycetes; Glomerellales; Glomerellaceae. The coding region runs from base 1 to 951 and encodes 316 amino acids. The transcript has 2 exons. The record is from RefSeq and is a predicted model, not a curated record.